CAAAUGUUGUUUUCGUGUUUAUAACACCAUCACGGUACUCUUAGAACUCUUUCACAUUCAAGAGACAAUCUCUGGGAUAAACAGAAAGUUGCAGAACAUAUCAUAAAAAAAUAUCAUUUAGAUGACAGUUCAUGAUAACCUGAAAAAUUUUAGGCUUGAAAGAAUUCUAUGUUUCUAAUUCCAUUUGUGGUAGUAAGCAUAAUAUUCAUAUACACACAUAAUAUGUUUGACAUGCAGCUGUAAUUUCGUUCGCAAAUGUCUACUUUCGUUUCGCAACCACAUCAAAUCAAAAUUCAUACUUACCAAUUUGCAUAUAAUGCACCACCAUAACCGCACGGAAUUGUGGGUAUUCAAGUUGGUUUGUUUAGGCUCUCUGAUUGGUCGAGCCCAGCGUGAGUUUCGUCCGCCGCUCUUAGAGGCAGUAGUUACCGUGUUGUCCUUUCCCCUAUUCAAGAUUUUACCCAGUGAUCACGGUCUUCGUGGUUAAAGCACGUUUCAGUCUUUGUAACAUGACAGUAAACAUUGCAGAUUACGUAGGCUGUAGUGUUUAUCAGGUGGUUCAGGCGUAUGUGAAAAUUGCAAUGCUGUGUACUACUGUCACGAAAUUUUUUUAGGGUUUAGUGCUUGGCUCCCUUAUUCUGUCCACAGUAUUGCAAUCGAAGUACCUGUCAGAAUGCCCGUACAAAACUUGCUAGAUAUUAAUGCUGAUAAAUUAUUUGAAGAGUUUACUAUUUCAGAAAUCUUGGAAACACAAAAGAAGUUACAGACAGAAAUAGAGAGAAAAAGAGAGGAAUUACGGACUAUGGUUGGUGAAAGGUAUAGGGAUCUAAUUGAAGCUGCAGAUAGAAUUGCAGACAUGAAACAAACUGCGGAGGGCAUAAUUUCCCAUAUUGAGAACAUGAGCAGCAAGUGCCUACAGCUACAGCAGAAACACCUAUUAGGCUUCAAAUUGAAUCCAAGCAGUUCUAAAACUGAAAGGGUUUCAGUGAAUAAAGCUUAUCAUUCUGUUGCCAUCCAAAUAAAAAUUCUAAUGGAUAUUCCAGAACAAAUUUGGAGCGCUGUUGAAGGAGGAAACUAUAUAUUGGGUGCUCAGUUGUUUUUGUUUGCAUGCCACAUUAACACAGGUCUGCAGUUAAAUUCAGGUGUAGAUGAUGUCUUGAACUCCAGCAAGGUGAUGCUGUGGUUUCCUGUGAUAUCAAGGCAGUGGAGUACCAUCAGCCACUUCCAAAGUGCUAUUCUCUUUGGCUGUCAGAAUAUGCUGCAGUCUCUCACCUUAUCUCCAGAGGAUGCAUCGAGCUGUUUGAGCACAUUGGUUUUGUUGCAAGGCAUGAACUCCUUGGAGCUGCUGAAUAAACUGCUGGACCUGCACAAACAAGCUCUUCAAGAUGUAUUGCAGUCUGCUGGGCAUGAUAGUGUGAAGGUCCGUGUGUGUAAAAGUUUGAAGCUUCUCAUGCACACUCUCCAUCUAAUUCAUGCCUGCUUUCUUGAUGACAGCCAAGAUUCAUCCAACCCUGAAGGAUUAGUUUUGAAACAGCUGAAGAGCAUUGUGGGACGUGAUGCCCCACCAUCAAUCAAUCUUGUUGAUUUGAAAGACUCAGUAGCUGCAAAGUUUUUACCUCCACUUAUUCAAGAAUUCAGGCCUUCCACAGCAGAACCAAUGAAUCCAGUGUCACCAGGGGACAUUCGGGAGAAUGUGACUCGUUGGCUUGACUGGGUGCGGGACUUUGUCCAGCAGCAAGUGACAUCACUGCUGAGUUUGGUGAGCUCGGUACAGGGCCUAGAUAGUAUACGUGAGGAAGCUAGUAGCAUUGGAACAGUUGGGAACUGGGACAUCAUGUGCCAGCAGCUGCUGCUUCCUCGCAGUCUGAAUCUAUGGGAUGCCUAUUUCCAGCCACUCAUCACCCAAAGGGCAAAGUGCCUUAUAUCCCAGCAGUGGAGUACAGCCCUUGCACAGCUGCAGUCUACACUUGCCACUGUUACUCAGGGCAGUACACAGGAAAAGAGCAGCCAACCAGAGCAUGAUCUCCGCUGGUUUAUAUGGAAGGAAUGGGGCAGUGAUCUUCCUCAGGGAGAGAACAGUCAGGAUCAGCAGCAAAAGAGAGGUUUGCUGAUGAAAACUAGAGGCUAUUCACCAUGUGUGGAAGGCCUGUGUGCUGAAUUUGACUCACAGCUCUUAGCAUUACUCCAGGAUCUGCAACAUUAUCUGCAGAACAGCGUUGUGGCCCCAAACAAGUUGACAGAUAGAAAUGAGCUACAGGACCAUCUAAAGACAUGUAGCAUGGAGAACAUUCAGCAGUUGAUUCAGUUCAUCAAGGUCCAGUGUUUGACUGAAGUGGGGGAGAAGAAAGUAAACCCUGGUAGUAUCAUUAUGAUAGCACGAUUCCUGCAGGCACUAUGUGACCUUUGUCCCAAUUUGCAAAAGUGUUUUGCCCUCAGUCAAAGCAGUAACACCUUGAAGAUUGUUGUAGGGACUCCACCUGCAUCGUCUCCAUGGCAAGAUGCAUGUUUACUACUCAGGCAAGAGAGUGUGGCAACAUGGCAACAGUGGCAGUAUUUAAUUUCCAGUAAGCUGCUGGAAUUAACGAAGUCAAAACUCAGUCAUCCUCAACAUCUCUGCAGUCUCCUUCACUCUAUUCCGCAGUGGGAUGUUGUUAGUAUUGAGGAAGAAGCAGAGGAGGGUCGGAGUAUUCGCUCGGACAUCAGAGUUCCAGCACAACCAAGUCUCCCACUCCAGUCACUGCUGAAUUCCAUGGCCCAGAUGAUCAAUGCUGUGGCACCACACACAUUACCAAGAAAGAUCCAUCAGGAUUUGGUAGAAAGCCUAGUUGACAACAUACUGGGACAGUAUCAUGAAGUUGGCAACACUGCACUCAUCUCUCAGGCACAGGCCCUGCAACUCCUGCUGGAUGUCAGAUAUCUCACAAUGCUGCUUGUUCCACGAGACAACAAGGCGCUGAUGGCAAAGUCUCAGCUGAUAAGUGACAAGUUUGAAGACAAAAUUGAUCCAUUUGACUUGGACGUUUUUUCUCCGUACAUUCAGAACAAUAUUAAGAGAAGUGUUCAAAGAACUCAGAGUUUGCUAGGUGUAUUGGUUGCAUGGCCAGAGAAGGUAGCAGUUGUGUCUGGGCUACGGGCACCCACCAGCACCACAGUUGAGGAUCCAAGUGUGCUCUCACUCUGCGUUAAUGCCCCCUGGUUCUCUCUCCUGCCCGUCACUGGUCCACCUGGUGCUCGUGUUAUGAGUAGCGUCCCUCAAAUCCACACAGACAAGCCUCAGCGCAAGAAAUCAAGUCCAAAACCAAAAACUGACCAGACUACUGGUGAAUUGGUAAGGUCAGGAGCAGCAGCAUUCUUUGGUGCAAUGAGCUCAGACUGGUUUGGAUCCAGCUAGGUUUUUAGAUAUGUCCAGGUGAGUACUUCUGCUACAGAUAUGAGCAUCGUUAUUUCGCAGUCCAUCCUGUAAUAAAUGGGAAUGAAAUUAUACAAUGCACAAGUCAUUGAUAGUGACCCUUGCUAUUAAUCAGAGGGGAUUCACCGAACAAUUGUCACUAGAUUAUUAUUUUUAGUGUAUUUAUGCAUAGCAGGUAAUAUCACCAAGUAUAAAACAAGAAUAGAAAAGUGUGCCCCAUUUUGUAACUGCACCUAUUUUCUGAAUGAAUUUAUUAUGAUUUUAUGUAUUUUAUUUUCCUUGAUAUUCAUUUAUUGCUGAGGAAUAUCUUGGAGUGGGACAAUUAAAUCUACAAUCUGUUAUUUCUCUGAAACAGGUUAAGUUCUUCACUUCAAUGAUUUUAUUUAUUGGAUCACAUUUAAUUUUGUUAUAUUCAUAAUAAGAUUUAUUUAAAUUGUAUGUAACUAUAUAUUGAUAUAAUCUCAUAAACCAAUGUCCUCAGCCAUCUAUUAAGUGAAUAUAAUUCAUGUAGUGAAUCACGUUGAUUUUCAUUAUUUUAUUGGUAUAAAUUACUUAAACUGUGAAAUAAAUUACUAUUUACAUGUA
This is a messenger RNA of Cryptotermes secundus, 3994 nucleotides long. RefSeq names its product conserved oligomeric Golgi complex subunit 1 (gene Cog1). Gene Ontology annotation, cellular component: Golgi apparatus; COG complex. NCBI's taxonomy places the organism in Eukaryota, Metazoa, Arthropoda, Insecta, Blattodea, Kalotermitidae. Bases 674 to 3391 code for a protein of 905 amino acids. The transcript is spliced from 16 exons. The record is from RefSeq and is a predicted model, not a curated record. Gene Ontology annotation, biological process: intra-Golgi vesicle-mediated transport.